GUGCCCCAUCACCACGUGCGCAGCUGAUCCUCUUUCAACCUCCUUUCGCUGCACCUGCGCGUGAUCUCCAUGGGAACGUCGUCACGCAGGAGGAAGUGUUGGGAGGACUAGUUGACAGUGAACUCGAUUAGCAUGGCAGCAAAGUGACUUGGACAAGUUCCACAAAGGGAUACAGCAGUUCUGCCUAGGAGGGCCGACCCCACCGAGUUGAAAGCCAUUUUUGAAAAGUAUGCCAGCGUCAAGAAGAAUGAUGAGCGCUUCAUGUCACCGCAGGACUUUGUGAGUCGUUUUCUCCAUGCCCACACAGACAUCCAGCUGUCAGACGAGGCUACAAAGCUGCUGGCUGGAGUGGUGGAUCAGAAGAAAGAUGGGUUGAUCUCCUUCCAGGAGUUUGUAGCGUUUGAGUCGGUGCUGUGUGCCCCAGACUCCCUCUACAUGGUUGCCUUCCUGCUGUUUGAUAAAGCAGGCAGUGGAAUGACCACUUUUGAAGAUGUGAAACAGGUCUUUAGCCAGACCACCAUCCACCAGCACAUCCCAUUUAACUGGGACUGUGAGUUCAUACGGCUGCACUUUGGCACACAGAGGGACAAGCAGCUCAGCUACGGAGAGUUCACCCAGUUUCUCCUGGAGAUGCAGCUGGAACAUGCACGUCAGGCUUUUAUCCAACGGGACCAAGCCCACAGCGGUUCCAUCUCAGCCCUGGACUUCAGGGACAUCAUGGUCACCAUCCGGCCGCACAUGCUCACAUCCUUUGUGGAGGAAUGCCUCGUGGCGGUUGCGGGUGGCAGCACAUCUCACCAGGUCAGCUUCUCGUACUUCAACGGCUUCAACUCGCUUCUCAACAACAUGGAGCUGAUAAGAAAGAUCUACAGCACCCUGGCUGGCCACCGCCGAGAUGUGGAAGUCACCAAAGAGGAGUUCAUUGUGGCAGCUCAGAGGUUCGGCCAGGUGACACCCAUGGAGGUCGACAUCCUCUUUCAGCUGGCUGACCUGUCAGAGCCCCGAGGACGUGUUGGUUUAGUGGACAUUGAGCAGAUCGCUGCACUGGAGGAAGGCGCCCUUCCCUACAACUUGGCUGAGGUCCAGAGACAGCAGUUGGGCAGUGACGUCUCCCGCCCCGUCCUCGUCCAGGUUGCAGAGUCGGCCUACAGGUUCUCCCUUGGCUCAGUGGCGGGGGCUGUGGGUGCCACAGCAGUGUACCCCAUUGAUCUGGUGAAGACACGCAUGCAAAACCAGAGGGGCAGUGGCUCCUUGGUGGGAGAGCUCAUGUACAAGAACAGCUUUGACUGCUUCAAGAAGGUGGUGCGCUACGAGGGCAUCUUUGGCCUUUACCGAGGUCUUGUACCACAGCUACUGGGUGUGGCGCCCGAGAAAGCCAUAAAGCUCACAGUGAAUGACUUUGUGCGAGGAAAGACCAGACAGAAUGAUGGCACAGUCCCGCUGGCAGCUGAGAUCCUGGCCGGUGGAUGUGCUGGUGGCUCCCAGGUCAUCUUCACCAACCCUGUGGAGAUUGUAAAGAUCCGUCUGCAGGUGGCAGGAGAGAUCACCACAGGGCCGAGGGUCAGCGCCCUGUCUGUCAUCAGGGAACUCGGCUUCUUUGGACUUUACAAGGGUUCCAAGGCAUGUUUCCUGCGGGACAUCCCCUUCUCAGCCAUCUACUUCCCCUGUUACGCCCACAUCAAGGCUCACCUCACGGAGGAGGACGGAAGGAUAGGGCCAGCCAAGAUGCUGUUUGCUGGAGCGCUGGCAGGCAUGCCGGCGGCCUCUCUGGUGACCCCGGCUGACGUGAUCAAGACCAGGCUACAGGUGGCGGCACGUGCCGGCCAGACCACCUACAGCGGCCUGGUGGACUGUUUCUGGAAGAUUCUCAGAGAAGAGGGACCCCGGGCUUUCUGGAAAGGAUCUGGAGCUCGUGUGUUCAGAUCCUCGCCUCAGUUUGGAGUGACCCUGGUGACCUACGAACUCCUCCAGCGCUGGUUCUAUAUCGACUUUGGAGGACAAAAGCCAUCUGGCUCAGAGCCCACCCCCAAGUCUCGGAUCAGCCUGCCGGCGCCCAACCCCGACCACAUCGGAGGCUUCAGGUUGGCCGUGGCCACGUUCGCUGGCAUCGAGAGCAAGUUUGGGCUCCAUCUCCCACGCUACAUGGUGGCCACGAAAGCAACAGCGGCCCCCUCCGAUGUGAGCACCCCCUGAACCUCCACAGGUAGGGGGGUAAGUGAAAGAGAGGGCUUGUAUGUUUUUCACCAAGUCAUUGUAGUAUUUUAAAUUACAUAUUUAAGGUUAUUUAUAAUGUACCUUCUUAUAAUCAUAUAUAUGGUAGUCUAUAUGCAACCAUAUGGAUUAGUGAGCAGGUACUCAAAGAAAAUACUUUGUUGGACUUGUGCAGCAUUUGUUUUACCUUUGAUUGACACUGUAUAGACUUGUAUUAUAAUGCGGUUUUGUUUUUCAUACAGUUCAGCUGGUUCAGUAUAUGCACACAGGCAGCAGAAGGGCUGGCAGAAGUUUAAACACACCUUAACUGCUUUUGUUUUUGAACAUACUAUCAAAAACUACAUACAGUUGCCGCUUUUUCCAGUGUCUUCUUUUUGUUGCUUUAUAACCAAAAGCACAUUCCUCACAUGAUCAUAUAGCUAGCUAAAAAGAAAAUCUAUUGAUCAUAAAUGUGGCACUUGUGUAUAUAUGAGAAAUCCAGAGACAUAUUUUCAUAUCUAUAUGGCUGUUUUGCUGUUUUAGUUGUUAAUCUUUUAAUUGCUCAUUUGAUCAAAUGUAUCCACAAGAAUAUGACCAAAAAGUACUUGAAUGUAAAGAGACAGUGUAACGUUCUGAUUGUACACAAUGUUUACUGUAAGAUGUUUGGAUUCAGGUCUAAAUGUAUGCAGAUGUGUACAUAUCUGAGAGACAGCUGGCACCGACUGCAGCUCUGUAGUGUGUCACAACUCAGUAUUUAAAUGUGUACAGUAUAGAGAAUGUAGGAGUUACAUAUGGUUUGUAAUAACCGUGCCUUACUGUGCGUAUGGCAGCAACAUGUGUACCAAGAGUAAAG
Perca flavescens (yellow perch) is the source of this 3043-nucleotide messenger RNA. It is a transcript of the gene slc25a13, whose product is annotated as solute carrier family 25 member 13. The record is from RefSeq and is a predicted model, not a curated record. Gene Ontology annotation, molecular function: L-glutamate transmembrane transporter activity; calcium ion binding; L-aspartate transmembrane transporter activity. Lineage: Eukaryota; Metazoa; Chordata; Actinopteri; Perciformes; Percidae. The transcript is spliced from 19 exons. Gene Ontology annotation, biological process: L-glutamate transmembrane transport; malate-aspartate shuttle; aspartate transmembrane transport. Bases 262 to 2193 code for a protein of 643 amino acids.